This is a messenger RNA of Tachysurus fulvidraco (yellow catfish), 4455 nucleotides long. It is a transcript of the gene tprn, whose product is annotated as taperin. The transcript is spliced from 4 exons. NCBI's taxonomy places the organism in Eukaryota, Metazoa, Chordata, Actinopteri, Siluriformes, Bagridae. The coding region runs from base 160 to 2553 and encodes 797 amino acids. The record is from RefSeq and is a predicted model, not a curated record. Gene Ontology annotation, molecular function: phosphatase binding.
GGCUACGCGUUACAGGCAGGCAGCAUCACGCGAGAAUCAGCAAAGGGACGAGAAAGAUGUGCGAGAAACAGCGCCGCUAGUCGCUUCCUUUCAGCCCUGAGAGCUUUGGUUGCUCCGCGUCCCCUGCUAUCGGUUAUCCCUCGUUAAUUAACAUUCGUCAUGUCGGCCGGGGACGUCGGUCUGCUCCGUCAAGAGGCCGGCAAGGAGGGCUCAAGAAUGCCGGCCUGGAAACGAGAGCUGCUCGAGCGGAGGAAAGCGAAGGGCGGCGGGUCUGGGCCAGGUGUCGACUCCGUGUCGGCUCGGGUUAAUGGCGAGCUAACGGGAAGUGGCAAGGAGGAGGCUACGGGAGCGAAUUCUAGCCGGACGUACACCAUUACGUCUGCGGGAAAGCGCAGCGGUGCCACCGCCACAUCCCCGGACGUGUCACCGGUGAAAACAAAAGACCCCUGGUCGGCCAUGGACCCCAACGACAGAGCGACAUCAACGGAGAAAACAAUAACGGACAACGGCGUGCUUCAGGAGAGCCUGGGUCCCAUUAAGGAGAACCCGUUUAUCAAACUGGAGAAGGAGCGCAAGAAACGACGGGAGCGAGAGAGCGCGUCCCGGCCGCUGCAGCAUAUCUUGGAGAUGUACGGCUCUGUGCCUGGUGUACGGACCAUCCGCGCUGAGAACAUCAUCAUCAUUGAAUCCGACCCAGAAUACUUCCCUGCAUCCGGAUCGCAGCAGAACGGCAGCCUUAGCGGAUACAGCUCUCUCGGUGACCUGCUGGAUCGCACAGGUAGUCCGGUUACUGAAAUCCGCGCAAAGGAAGUGGUGAUCUACGAUACAGCGCUGAGUAAAAGCGAGGAGAACCUGAGCACGCUGGGGCGCUGUGAGCUCUCCGACCUGGCGCAGGCGCAGGGCACAGUGAGCCGCAUGCUGCAGAAAUUCGACAGGAAAUACGGAAUGUUGCACGGGAAGUCUCGCAGUUCGGAGAACCUCCUAGACUUAGACACGAGUCCUGUCCUUUCAGGUCCCCGAGCCAGAUUCCAUCAUCCAGAUGUGGUGCCAAAAUGUGCACCGUGCCCACAACCUGGCUCUCCUGUUCGCCUGCCAGCGUAUUAUAGCCAUCCAGUCUUCCAUGGUAGCCAGUCUUCCGAGAGGAAAUAUCACGAGUCUCCUAACGGCUCUGAAAGUAGCAGCCCUGUUCCGGGAUCCCCUCAGUCUGUGUCUUCCUUCAGACGUCGCUUUGAGACCGUAGGUGGCCACAGCGUCACUGUCAACAGAGAGGAGACAGAGAGGAAUCAGUCCAAACCUGUAAGGGAGAGGGAGUGGGACAGCACUGAUGGGGUGUCCAAAGCGAAGGUGCCAUGCUCUCCGGAGAGCCACUGUGCCCGUGCCGAGUCCUUGGCGAGCCCCACGUUGCCCCUUAUUUCAAACAGAUUUGAGAUCCGACCUUCGCCGCGCCCAGAUCUGUCUACGUUGUCUGCUAGCGAUGUCCAGGCUCGUGCUCUCGCCAACCUACGCCUCCAGUCUCGCAAUUCCUUCACUGUCAUCCCCAAGCGGCCCGGGGUCCCAUCAGCGCCUGGCAGCACCGCUCCCUCCAGCCCCAUUAUGUCUCCUGCUAGCCCACAUGUGGAGCCUUCAGUACCCUCAGUGCCAACGCCUGCUGUAACCAUUCCAGCUUCUGCGUCUCCAGUAAAAAUUGUUGUGGCCCCCUUGCCACCUGUGCCAGACACAACAGAACUGACACGCCCUGAAAGGCCCAGCUCCCCCACCUCAUCCUCCUCACCUGAUUCAAUCACAAAGUCAAUAUCACCCUCUAUUCUCGAGCCAGCUCUUGAGAAAUUGCCCGUUACUAAUAUUGAUGACAUAGUGGGGGAGUCCUCGCCACCCUUCCCCAGCCCUAUGGUGCAGAGGAGGAAAGGAAACACAUUUACAGUGGUCCCAAAGCGCAGGACUGAUCCCCAGCCUAACACUCCUGUUGUCCAGGAGCCUGUCCCAGAGCCCGCUCAGGAGCCUGUCCCAGUGCCACAGGGGUCACCUUCCUCUGCGGAGGCUCCUUAUGUCCAGGUGGGCACGCUACUGAAAAAGCGUUACCCGGCAGCAGAAGAAAUUGAAGUGAUCGGUGGAUACCUGUCUUUGGGCCGAUCCUGUUUAUCCAAGACUGGCUCCACAGGAAAGAAGCUGAAGAUCUCUUUUAAUGAGUCGAGCCUGCAGAGCACCUUCGAGUACCCAUCCGAGAGCAGCCUCUGGGACAGUGAUGAAGAGAAAGAAGAGGGAGGAGGCGGAGGAGAGGAAGAAGGAGGAGUCGGUGUGGAAAGGAUCCACAUCCCCCGGCCGAGUUACACCUCCAGCCCGACCGGUCACAGCCCCAACAGCACUGAUCUGUCCAGCUACACUCCAAAGCACUCUGCGGACUUUACUGCCUGGCAGGAGAAGAAGCUCAGUGACUCUACAGACUCGGGAGAUGCAAAUUCUCAACCUGACGACAUGUCAGAUGAGGUGAUGUUGACGCCAGCGGACAGCUCCUCUCUCUCCGACUUCAGCAGCGAACCAGCUCUAUACUUCUAAACUUCCCCAGAACCCUGAAACACACAGGACCAACCACCAGCCAGGACAACUCACAACCACACACACACACACACACACAAAUCACAGAUAGAGACGAGAAACUCCAGUCGCAUUCACACAAACGAACGUCUUUCCGUUCCAUCUCCGCUGAGGUUUUUCAGCCAACCUGUACGGUUGAUUUUAUUUGCUUUUGUCUUUCUGUCUCCACGUGUUUUAUGUACUGAAAGAGACCGUUGAAAACAAAAACAUUUUUAAGGCUCAAACGUAGCCUUUCUGUCCCUCGCUCUUGGGAUGUGUGUAGCAUUGUUCACCUCAUGAAAGUGACCAAAUUUCCUACACAUGGAAGAAGAAGCUUGGACUCAGCUGAUGUACUGUACAUAAUAAGGCUGACAAGGAUAAGGAGAACAAAGGAAAGAGACAGUACAUAUAGCAGUACAUAACAAACGGAAGGGUGCCACAAUUCUUGUUCUUUUUUUGUUCUUGGUCCACCACUUUUACUGUUCUAUAUAUGUUUCAUGUUUCCUGGAUGUCUGUGUUGUGCAACUUGUCCAAUAUGAAGCUCCUAUUCUAUGACCUCGUACAUCUAGUUUGCUCAUUUGAGUCAGAUUUGUGUUGUGUUGAGAUGUUUUUAAGCAAGCAGCUCUAAAGCCUGAGUUAUGCUUUAAUCUGAACUGGCAGGGUGGAACAGACACAACAAAACGUCAUAGGUGAAAGAGCACAGUGCUUGUUUUUUUUACUGCGGCCUUAAUGAUCGCAUGAAGUAACUUUCGUCAUUUUGGGGGAUUUCCUAAACAGGUUAGUUGUAUCAUAUCACAAAAAAAGAAAGAGUAAAUUUUAGCAAAGCCGAUCUCGGACACUACACUGUGAUAAAUAGUGAUGCCUAACUUGACUCACUGUAACGACUUAUUGUAUGAACCGACUCUUUUUAUUGAAUCAGUUGAACCAUUUCUGUCUUCAGUCUGUCUGGGACAAAAGACACUGGUUUACGAAUAAACCAAGACCUCGUGUAAACCAAGAGGAUAGUGUAAGAUCCUAAAAGGUUUCAGAAUUUCCAGUUCAUUAUAUGGUACACGUCAGUCCAAGUGAAUCAAAAUGAGCCAAAUUGAGUUAAGUGUGAACACAGAUCGAGUACGGAAUAAUUGAAUGAACUUCGUCAUCAGCUAUGUUUGAAUAUGAGAAACUGAAAAAUCGUACAGAGCCGUUACAAGGCGUAAUAGGACAAGUGUGCUGUUAGUACAGCAGUUGGUUGGAAAGCUUAUACUAAACCAUACAACUUUCACAGAGCCGGAGUUAUAAAUCUGUAAACGUGGACUAUAAUGAGAGAACUUUCGUAAAUCGAACUUUCACUCAAUACCGAACGAGUUCGGUGUCUACGAGCCAAUCACCGAGGAAGAGGGUGGGAACUUCUUACGAGCGAUUUUUACAAACUGCCAAUAAACCGUAUUCCGUUUGAAGCAUAACUCAGACUUUAUGGAACUCGGACUUUAUCAGACUUUAUUAAAGGACUGAAAGUUUUCAAAGAACACAAAGCAGCACUUUAGAUACACAGCUAUUAUUACAUAAACAACCAGCUCCGAUCUAUUUCUAACACUGUGACAGUGACGUAACGGCGUGUGGAACACCACAGUAUUGUUCACCGAUGCCAACAGACGUUUUCUCUGGUUUUAGACGUCAUUUUUACGUGUAGUGACAUCACGAUAUACGGUUAUAUACGCGAGUUACGAGCUUAUAUUUGUUGUCCUGCUCACCACGUGAAUUUCUGAACUCAAAAUUCUUUCACAUUCCAGUGAGCAAAAAUGAACAGCUAUUUCAUACAUGUUCAUAAAUGAGACGGUGUGUGUGUGUGUGUGUGUGUGUGUGUGUGUGUGUGUGUGUGUGUGUGUGUGUGUGUGUGUGUGUGUG